UGGUAGCGGUGGCAGCCGUAAGGCGCAGCUUCUGGAGAGUGGCUCUUCCCUCCUCCUCCCCCCCCCCCCCGGUCCGGUGGUGGCAGCUCCUCCCACUGGGGGGGGUGGUACGGUGGCGGUGGCUUCUACGGCCAUGGCGGCGAGUACUGCUAACCCCGAAAUGACAUCAGAUGUACCAUCACUGGGUCCAACCAUUGCCUCUGGAAACCCCGGGACUGGGAUUCAAGGUGGAGGAGCUAUUGUCCAGAGGGCUAUUAAGCGGCGACCAGGGCUGGAUUUUGAUGAUGAUGGAGAAGGAAAUAGCAAGUUAUUGAGGUGUGAUGACGAUCAGAUGUCUAAUGAUAAGGAGCGGUUUGCCAGGUCGGAUGAUGAGCAGAGUUCUGCGGAUAAAGAGAGACUUGCCAGGGAAAAUCAUAGUGAAAUUGAACGGCGACGACGGAACAAGAUGACAGCCUACAUCACAGAACUGUCGGACAUGGUGCCCACCUGUAGUGCCCUGGCUCGAAAACCAGACAAGCUAACCAUCUUACGCAUGGCAGUUUCUCACAUGAAGUCCUUGAGGGGAACUGGCAACACGUCCACUGAUGGCUCCUAUAAGCCAUCUUUCCUCACUGAUCAGGAACUGAAACAUUUGAUAUUGGAGGCAGCAGAUGGUUUUCUGUUUAUUGUCUCAUGUGAGACAGGCCGGGUGGUGUAUGUCUCUGACUCAGUGACUCCUGUUUUGAACCAGCCUCAGUCUGAAUGGUUUGGCAGCACACUCUAUGAUCAGGUUCACCCAGAUGAUGUGGAUAAACUUCGUGAGCAGCUUUCCACUUCGGAAAAUGCCCUGACCGGGCGUAUCCUGGAUCUAAAGACAGGAACAGUGAAAAAGGAAGGUCAGCAGUCUUCCAUGAGGAUGUGUAUGGGCUCAAGGAGAUCAUUUAUUUGCCGAAUGAGGUGUGGCAAUAGCUCUGUGGACCCAGUAUCCAUGAACAGACUGAGCUUUGUGAGGAACAGAUGCAGGAAUGGACUUGGCUCUGUGAAGGAUGGGGAGCCUCACUUCGUGGUGGUCCACUGCACGGGCUAUAUCAAGGCCUGGCCCCCAGCAGGUGUUUCCCUCCCAGAUGAUGACCCAGAGGCCGGCCAGGGGAGCAAGUUUUGCCUAGUGGCCAUUGGCAGAUUGCAGGUAACUAGUUCUCCCAACUGUACAGACAUGAGUAAUGUUUGUCAACCAACAGAGUUCAUCUCCCGACACAACAUUGAGGGGAUCUUCACUUUUGUCGAUCACCGCUGUGUGGCUACUGUUGGCUACCAGCCACAGGAACUCUUAGGAAAGAAUAUUGUAGAAUUCUGUCAUCCUGAAGACCAGCAGCUUCUAAGAGACAGCUUCCAACAGGUGGUGAAAUUAAAAGGCCAGGUGCUGUCUGUCAUGUUCCGGUUCCGGUCUAAGAACCGAGAAUGGCUCUGGAUGAGAACCAGCUCCUUUACUUUCCAGAACCCUUACUCAGAUGAAAUUGAAUACAUCAUCUGUACCAAUACCAAUGUGAAAAACUCUAGUCAGGAACCACGGCCCACACCAUCCAACACAAUCCAGAGGCCACAGCUAGGUCCCACAACUAAUUUACCCCUGGAGAUGGGCUCGGGGCAGCUGGCACCAAGGCAGCAGCAACAGCAAACAGAAUUGGACAUGGUGCCAGGAAGAGAUGGACUGUCCAGCUACAAUCAUUCCCAGGUUUCUGUUCAGCCUGUGACAACCACAGGGCCAGAACACAGCAAGCCUCUUGAGAAGUCAGAUGGUCUAUUUGCUCAGGAUAGAGAUCCAAGAUUUUCAGAAAUCUAUUCUAACAUCAAUGCAGAUCAGAGUAAAGGCAUCUCCUCCAGCACUGUCCCUGCCACCCAACAGCUAUUCUCCCAGGGCAACACAUUCCCUCCUACCCCCCGGCCGGCAGAGAAUUUCAGGAAUAGUGGUCUGGCUCCUCCUGUAACCAUCGUUCAGCCAUCAGCUUCUGCAGGGCAGACGUUGGCCCAGAUUUCUCGCCACUCCAACCCCACCCAGGGAGCAGCCCCUACUUGGACCCAUAGCACCCGCCCAGGCUUCUCAGCCCAGCAGGUGGCUACCCAGGCUACAGCCAAGACUCGUUCUUCCCAAUUUGGUGUGGGCAACUUUCAGACUCCAUCCUCCUUCAGUCCCAUGUCCCUCCCCGGUACUCCCACUGCAUCACCUAGUGCUGCUGCCUACCCUAGUCUCACCAGUCGUGGAUCCAACUUUGCUCCUGAGAGUGGACAGACUGCAGGACAAUUCCAGACACGGACAGCAGAGGGUGUGGGUGUUUGGCCACAGUGGCAGGGCCAGCAGUCUCAUCAUCGUUCAGGUUCUAGCGAGCAACAUGUUCAACAGCCAUCAGCACAGCAACCUGGGCAGCCAGAGGUCUUCCAGGAGAUGCUGUCCAUGCUGGGAGACCAGAGCAGCAGCUACAACAAUGAAGAAUUUCCUGAUCUAGCUAUGUUUCCCUCCUUUUCAGAAUAGAACUUUUGGGGUGAGGAUAGGGGUGGGGGAGAAAAAUCACUGUUUUUAAAAAGCAAGUAUUUCUGUAAACAGAAUAAAAGUUCCUCUCCCUUCCCUUCCCUCACCCCUGACAUGUACCCCUUUUCCCUUCUGGCCUUCCCCCUGCCCUCCUUGCUCUCUGAGUUAACUUUUAUGGAAGAAAUGGAAUGAAUCCCCAAGGCCUUUAGGACCCUUUGAAAAUGUGAGAUUGGGUGAGGUUAGAAUGCCUUUCCUUAUGUCUCCUGACCAGAUGUUGUGCAGUGAUUAUUUAUGUUAGGGUCAAGAGGCAGAUUAGAAGAAUCUGACAUCCACUAUUUGCCUUGGAUACUAUAGCUUGUUUUUGGAAAGAAAUUCUGAAUAGAGGGAAGGAAAGGAGGAGUAUCCUCAUAUUCGAGGACCAUGAACCAUGGUAGGUAUGUAUGUGGCUUUAGGAAGUGAGCAUGGGCUCUUUCUGCUGCCUGUGAGCAAUUCCUGUGGAAAGAAACAUGUAUGUGAGAGAAAGGAAGAGAGUGAGAGAGAGUGUGUGUGAGAUAUUGUGUGUGUGUGUGUGUGUGUGUGUGUGUGUGUGUGUGUGUGUGUGUGUGUGUGUGUGCGCGCGCGUGCUUCUGUGUUUCUCUCUCCCUGUUGAGUGUGUGUGAGAUAUUGUGUGUGUGUGUGUGUGUGUGUGUGUGUGUGUGUGUGUGUGUGUGUGUGUGUGUGUGUGUGUGUGUGUGUGUGUGUGUGUGUGUGUGUGUGUGUGUGCGCGCGCGCGUGCUUCUGUGUUUCUCUCUCCCUGUUGGGGAGUUAUGCAAAAUUUGUCCCAGAUUUUACCUUUGUCUUUCUAUGUACUUUUCAGAGAGUCCUAAGGAGUUAAUUCCUCCAGGUAUUUUCCACUUAGUAUUGCAGCCAAAGAGCAUUUAAAUAAAUGUCUUUGCUGCACUUACAUCUAUGCUCAGCCAAUAUGCAACUGUAAAGCAAAUAUAUAAAGUUUUCUGUUGUUGUGGUUGGUCUCUCAUCAAACAUAGUGAUAAAGCUGGGUUACUCCUGCUUUUGGUGCUCUCACCUUAUCUGGAAGAUCUGCAAACAUUACUGAAAUAGGCUGGCAAAAUAUACACCCUUCAGAACCCCCAGACUUAGCCAUAAGGAUAAUGCUGCAUUUUUUUCUGUCAGAAUCACAUAUGAUAUGUGUUCUGUAGAGGUUAUUUCUGCAUGGAAACUCAACUUCUUGGAUUCGCAGUCCCGGUGAAAAGCCUCACUGUUGGAGUAUAAACCAAAUACAAAAGCCUUCUUGCAAAGGAGCCUCUUUCAUCCCAUCCCCAAAGUAGCCAGUUUAUCAAGAAACAAAUUUAAGUCUGUCCUGGGCCUAUAUUUCUUUCCUGUUUGGUCCAUCUCCAAUCUUAAUUGGGUUUUACUUUAUAGUAUAAGUAUCACACUCCAUGUGACAUGAGGAAUCUUCAAAAAGUUCAUGGGAAGAUUUGUAUUAUCUUUUAAUUCUGUUUUACCAUGAAUUUUUUGAAGUACCUAGAUGGCACCUGGACUCCCAUCCCAACAGGGUCACUUGGUAAAUAACUAUAGCCAUAUAAAUGCGGACACAGUUUACUACUCACCCUCAAUCUUCCUCAGGUUACAGUCACAUAUAUCAGCCUUUUUAAAAAAAAAUUGGCUCUGGCCAGUAUCUAAGUGCAAAACUGAGUUAAUAAGGAGAAGGCAUAUUAAAUGUAGUCAAGGGACUGAGGAGCACUGAUGGCUUUGGAGAAGCUGAGGGAAUGUCAUUUACUGGGUUUCCUUCCCUUUUGUCUCCACUCUGGUGUCUGGUAGUGGAAUCGAAAAGGAGACAGUUUAUUUUUUUAUUCUAUGUGCACACAUACAGUAUACAUAUAUAUUUAUAUCACAAUUUACGAAACCAAAAAGUUGAGUUUCCAAUGGAAUCCUUGUUUUUUAAUAAUCGACUUUUUAAAUGUGAUCAGGACUAUAAUAUUGUACAGUUAUUAUAGGGCUUUGGGGAAGGGGAGGGUAGGGAAAAGAUGCUCUGGGGGUUUUGUUUCUGCUUUUCCUUCAGGGUUUUAUUUUUGAUUGUUUUGUUUUUUUCUGUUGGCCAUUUCCGUAUUGCUGGCAUCCGUGCUAAGCCUUACAGUGGCAAAAAUAAUGACAUGUAGCAAAGAUUUUAAAACUUAAAUAAUUUUUCCUUUUGUAAAA
This is a messenger RNA of Cynocephalus volans (Philippine flying lemur), 4699 nucleotides long. It is a transcript of the gene ARNT, whose product is annotated as aryl hydrocarbon receptor nuclear translocator. Gene Ontology annotation, biological process: regulation of transcription by RNA polymerase II. Gene Ontology annotation, cellular component: nucleus; cytoplasm; aryl hydrocarbon receptor complex. Bases 134 to 2506 code for a protein of 790 amino acids. The transcript has 22 exons. NCBI's taxonomy places the organism in Eukaryota, Metazoa, Chordata, Mammalia, Dermoptera, Cynocephalidae. The record is from RefSeq and is a predicted model, not a curated record. Gene Ontology annotation, molecular function: RNA polymerase II cis-regulatory region sequence-specific DNA binding; protein dimerization activity; DNA-binding transcription factor activity, RNA polymerase II-specific.